AUGGCUUCGACCCUUCCCAGCAGCCAAGCGAACGGCUCCGAUGGACCGGCGAAAGGUCUUGCUGCCUUCGCUCCCAAGAGCAAGCGCUUCUCCGACAUUCCCUCCACCAUCGACAUCCCCAUGCAAGAUGAUGUCGAAGUCGAGAUCGAUCUCGAGGUGCUGCCCGACGACCCGACCGAGCUCUGCUCCGUCUUUGAGAAUGAGGGGUCUGCUAGGAUAUACUGGAUGACCGUCGCCCUGGCGUACGCGAAACAGAACAAGAUCGACUUUGCCAUUGAGAUGCUCAUCCGCGGCGCCAACGCGCUACAGGGCAACCAGCGCGAGAAGCUCGGCAUCAUCACCUGCAUCUGCUGGCUGUACCUCUGGAAGAGCAGGGAGGCCCCCAGAGUGGCCCCCGAGGGGUCUAUAGUUUCCGACGCAAAGACCAAGGAAUACUAUCUUCAGUUGGCUACCCAGAGUCUGAACGACGCGUCGCGCAUCAACCCAGCGUUUCCGCCACUCUUCUUGGCCCGCGGGGUCCUGAUCCUCUUGAAGGCCUCGCUUCAGCCGUCGUCCAAGGCACCAGGCGCAGUUGACUCGCGCAAGGCGGAGCAGCUGCGCAACGCCCUAAAGUCGUUCGAGGAAGCCAUUCGCGUCUCGCAAGGGAAGAACAUGCUGGCCGUCAUGGGCAAGGCCCGCGCCCUCUUCUCCCUCGGCCGGUACCCAGAGUCGCUCUCUGCCUACCAAGAGGUGGUACAAAAGAUGCCGGACUUGGUUGACCCAGAUCCACGCAUUGGCAUCGGCUGCUGCUUUUGGCAGCUGGGCUACAAGGACGACGCUAAGCUCGCCUGGGACCGCUGCCUCGAAAUCAACCCAGACUCCAAACACGCCAACAUCCUGCUCGGCCUCUACCAUCUGGACGCCAGUGGUCAUGUGCCGACCAACAGCCCAGAAUUCAUCCGCUUGUACAAGAAGGCCAUGACCGAGUACACACAAAAGUCCUUCAAGCUUGACAAGAACCUCCCACUCACCUGCGCCACCUUCGCCGGCUACUUCCUCUCCCGGAAGCAGUUCACCAACGUCGAUUCUCUUGCGCACAGGGCGAUAGAAUACACCGACGUGAACGCCAUUGCUAGCGACGGUUGGUAUCUUCUCGCUAGGACCGAGCAUCACAACGGCGAUCUGGAGCGCGCGAGCGACUACUACCGCCGUGCUGACGAUGCCAGGGGCGGCACUGAGGGGGGCUAUUUGCCGGCCAAGUUUGGUGUAGCACAGCUCUCGGUUCUCAAAAACGAUCUCGGAGAGGCGAAGCUCCGGCUGGAGAAGAUGAUCCAACACUCCAAGAACUACGAAGCUAUGAUAUUGCUUGGCACCCUGUACGCGGAGGAAGUAUUCGCCAACCAAUCGGCUGCUGUCAAGGAGGACAAGAGCGCCGAGGUGAAGAAGGCCCUCGGGCUCCUGGAAGGUGUCCGCUCGGCGUGGAAGGACCCUAAGAAGAACCUGGCGCCGGAUGCCGCCGUCCUACUCAACCUUGCGCGCCUAUACGAGAACGAGAGCCCGGACAAGGCGUUACAGUGUCUUCAACAGGUCGAACAGCUUGAGAUUAAGCAGGUUCCCCAGUCGGAAUACCCUGCGGAUACAGAGGACGAGGCGGUGACCCGCGCUGCGAUCCGCAAACUCUUGCCGCCACAGCUCCUCAACAACAUCGGUUGUUUUUACUCCCAGGAUGGGAAAUAUCACCUUGCUACCGAAUUUUUCCAAGCCGCCCUCGACUCUUGCGCUCGCAUUAGCCAGACCGAAAAUGAGUUGGACAUCGACGCCCUUCUGACAACCAUCUCGUUCAACCUCGGCCGGAGCUACGAGUAUGAAGGCGAUGUGGACAAGGCGAUCACGACCUACGAGCAAUUGUUGAGCCGCCACAGCGAUUACACAGAUGCGCGGACGAGGCUGGCCUACAUCAAGCUUCGCAAGAACCCCAACAAGGAGGGACCGGAUACGGUCGCCAAGCUCUACCAGGAAAACUCGUCCGACUUGGAAGUCCGCUCACUUUAUGGCUGGUUCUUGGGUAAGGUGAACUCUAAGAAGAGGCCGGCCAACAUUGCAGAGGACCCAGAGCAACGGCACUACAAGCAUACCCUGCAGAACUACGACAAACACGAUCGCUAUGCCCUCGUCGGUAUGGGCAACCUGCACCUCAUGUCCGCGCGUGAGAUGCGCCGUGAGACGGAGCAAGACAAGCAGAAGCGGAGCGCUGCAUACAACCGCGCAGUUGAGUUCUUCGACAAGGCGCUCCAGCUCGACCCCAAGAACGCCUACGCCGCCCAGGGUGUCGCGAUUGCUCUUGUCGAGGACCGGAAGGACUACAAGAACGCCCUGCAGAUUUUCAUCAAGGUCCGCGAGACCAUCCAGGACGCCCACGUAUACGUUAACUUGGGCCACAUCUACGCCGAGCUACGGCAGUUCAGCAAGGCCAUCGAGAGCUACGAGCUUGCGCUCACCAAGGAGGGCAAGGCCAACGAUGCCGGCAUCAUCUCGUGCCUCGGGCGGACCUGGCUCAACAAGGGCCGCGCAGAGCGCAACCUCGACGCCUACAAGAUGGCCCUAGACCACGCCAAGAAGGCCCUUGCCAUCGCCUCAGACCAGCUCCACUUCAAGUUCAACGUCGCCUUCGUGCAGAUCCAAGUCGCCCUCACGCUGCACUCGAUGCGCGACAGCGAGAGGACCUCCUUCCAACUCGAAGAAGCGGCCGAAGGCCUCGAGUCCGCCAUCAAAGCGCUCGACGAGAUCGCCGCCUCACCCUCGCCGCCCUACCCCAAGCACGACAUGGAGCAGCGCGCCAACAUGGCACGCAACACACAACGCAAGCAGCUCGAGCGCGCCCUGGCCAGCCAGCGCGAGUACGAGGCCAAGAACAAAGAGAAACUCGCAGCAGCGCUCGAGCAGCGCCAAGCCGAACUCCGCCGGCGCGAGGCGGAGCGCCAGCGCCUGGAGGAGGUCGAGCGCGAGCGGCAGGACAAGAUCCGCCGCGACCGCGAGGCCAUCGCCGCGCGCGACCGCGCCCUCGGCGAGCAGCGCGCCGAGGAGGAGCGCCAGCGCCAAGAGGCCGAGCUCACCACCGACAGCGAGACCGGCGACAAGGUCAAGCGCAAGAAGCGCCCCGCCGCUGCCUCGCGUCGCUCCCGCUCUGGUGAA
Chaetomium fimeti is the source of this 3171-nucleotide messenger RNA. RefSeq lists its product as uncharacterized. The record is from RefSeq and is a predicted model, not a curated record. The transcript has 2 exons. The annotation marks the transcript as partial. Gene Ontology annotation, cellular component: Cdc73/Paf1 complex. Gene Ontology annotation, molecular function: RNA polymerase II complex binding. NCBI's taxonomy places the organism in Eukaryota, Fungi, Ascomycota, Sordariomycetes, Sordariales, Chaetomiaceae. Gene Ontology annotation, biological process: regulation of DNA-templated transcription; transcription elongation by RNA polymerase II.